CAGUAAUGCUCUCUCUCUCUCUCUCUCUCUCUAGCUACCUUCCCCUUCGUGGCUACAUGAACUAGAGUUUCGGAAGAGUGGUUUACCUUCGAUUUUGUUUCGUGAUCGAAUUUUCAGUGAAUAAGCUUUUAGUGUAACAUACAAAGUCUUGGCACCAUACUUUCUAAGGGGAGUGAGGCAGGUGGUGGUUCUGGUCUUGAUCUGCAACGAUGUAUCAGGCCGUUCCCACGGCGACGACUACUCGUGGUGGAACUCCAACAGAGAGUGCUGAUUACGUUGUGACUUUGGAUCAGAUUCCUAAGUGGAGUGAUGUUGAGCAGAGGUCAUCAUCUCUGGAAGGUGAAGCAGGAGAUUCAUCGCAUUCUAAUCCGCGGUACGCGAAUCCUUUGGCUUCUUCGUCUUCUGAAGCAGGAGGCAGUGGUAAUGGGAUGGUUUCUAAGUUUCCUGUUGAUCACGAGAUUAACUCCAAGAUUUACCUCUGGAGAGGGGAGCCGUGGAACCUCGAGGUUGAUGCUGUUGUGAAUUCCACAAAUGAGAACUUGGAUGAGGCGCAUAGCAGUCCUGGUUUACAUGCUGCUGCUGGACCUGGCCUUGCUGAACAGUGUGCUACAUUGGGUGGAUGCCGGACAGGGAUGGCCAAAGUAACAAACGCCUAUGAUCUACCUGCGAGGAGGGUUAUUCAUACAGUAGGACCCAAGUAUGCAGUAAAGUAUCAUACAGCUGCUGAGAACGCUCUUAGUCACUGCUAUAGAUCUUGUCUGGAGCUUCUCAUAGAUAAUGGGCUUCAAAGUAUUGCUAUGGACUGUAUAUACACAGAAGCCAAAAACUAUCCCCGAGAACCAGCUGCUCAUGUUGCCAUAAGAACUGUCCGUCGCUUUCUAGAGAAGCAGAAAGAUAAAAUCAGUGCCGUUGUUUUCUGUACCACCACAACCUCUGAUACAGAGAUAUACAAAAGAUUACUUCCACUUUACUUUCCUCGAGAUGAGCACGAAGAGGAGGUUGCCAUCUCAAAGCUCCCUGCUGAUGUUGGUGAUGAAAAUGGUGAAACCGUUAUAGACGAACGUAAAAUCAGAAUACAGGCGUUGCCAAAUAAACCUCCAGUCAGGUCUUUUCCAGCUCUAGUUGAGCGCUCUUCCACUGAUCUUGCUUUGGUACGAAGGAACUCGAAUCAUCUUGAUACAUAUUUGGAUCCAGCCUUCAUGUCUUUGAUUAAAGAUCCAGAUGAAAGGCGCAAAGAACAGUGGGAGAAGACUGCACAGGCACAGAGUGGAUUCAAUUUUGUUAAACUGCUAGGAUUUGGUGAUCUGGGGGGACCUCCUCUCUCUCCUGCAGAGGAAUACUCACUUCAUUCACGAUACUUAGCAAAAGCUAACUCUCUCAACCUUUCAGAGAUUGCAGAGAUGAAAAUUGUCUACCGUGGUGGUGUUGACACAGAGGGUCAUCCUGUAAUGGUUGUUGUAGGAGCUCACUUUUUACUGCGAUGUCUUGAUCUUGAGCGUUUUGUACUUUAUGUUGUAAAGGAAUUUGAACCUUUGAUACAAAAGCCAUACUCAAUUGUCUAUUUCCAUUCUGCAGCAUCUUUACAAGUGCAACCAGAUUUAGGAUGGAUGAAAAGAUUAGAACAGAUACUUGGUCGCAAACACCAGCGUAACCUUCAGGCAAUAUAUGUUCUUCAUCCAACUUUCCACUUGAAGGCAACAAUCGUAGCAAUGCAAUUGUUCGUUGAUAAUGUGGUUUGGAAGAAAGUUGUAUAUGCGGACAGACUUCUGCAGCUGUUCAAAUAUGUUCCUCGUGAGCAGCUAACAAUCCCAGACUUUGUUUUCCAGCAUGAUCUUGAAGUAAACGGAGGAAAAGGUCUAAUCGUUGACCCAAGAACCAAGUAUGUCUAUCAACGGCCAUGAAAUCAAAACCUCAUCCCACAGUCUUCAAAAAUAUCAUCAAGACGGUUACUUUUCAAUUGUAUGCGUUGCUGUUUUUUGUGCAAUAUUUGUUUAUUCUUUCAUGUUUGAUCUUAAGACUUUUAGCUACCCUUUUUGUGUUGAUACUGGGAGCAAAAUAAAGCAUUCUCUUAGCUUUCAAUGUAAUCUAAUGUUUGAAUCUUGUUAAUAGUUUAUAGCCAAAGACUUCUGUUUUGCC
Molecule: messenger RNA, 2136 nt
Organism: Eruca vesicaria subsp. sativa (arugula)
Lineage: Eukaryota; Viridiplantae; Streptophyta; Magnoliopsida; Brassicales; Brassicaceae
Source: the annotation of a GenBank genome assembly